Penicillium maclennaniae is the source of this 732-nucleotide messenger RNA. Its product is annotated as S1 family peptidase. Lineage: Eukaryota; Fungi; Ascomycota; Eurotiomycetes; Eurotiales; Aspergillaceae. The coding region runs from base 1 to 732 and encodes 243 amino acids. The transcript has 3 exons. The record is from RefSeq and is a predicted model, not a curated record.
AUGGAUGCAAGCGGUGAUAUCGGCGCCAAGCGCAAGCGCAGUGCCGUCGCCGGUGCUGCGGAGCGGCCCCUCAAGCACCUGAAGCCUGAGGGCACGGCGCUAACUCCCGGAGACUCAACCCCGGCCAAUGGAACGGUAUAUGACAUCGAAGAGGACGAUGAGACCGAUCGCAUCAUGGCCGUUGGCCCUGUGCAAGCAGACUCACCCGAGUGGCAGGCCACAAUUGAAUCGGUGGUCAAGAGCGUCGUGUCUAUCCACUUCUGCCAGACCUGCUCUUUUGACACCGAGCUCUCCAUGAGCAGUCAGGCGACUGGUUUCGUCGUUGAUGCUGAGCGCGGAUACAUCUUGACGAAUCGACAUGUAGUGGGCGCUGGUCCAUUCUGGGGAUACGUCAUCUUUGACAACCACGAGGAGUGUGACGUCCGUCCAGUCUAUCGAGACCCCGUUCACGAUUUCGGCAUCCUUCAAUUCGAUCCCAAGGCCAUUCGGGAGAAGCUGAGCAUUUUGUCCGGUGUAAUCAGUCGAUUGGACCGAAAUGCGCCAGAGUAUGGCGAGGGAUACAGUGACUUCAACACAAAUUACAUCCAGGCUGCGGCUGCUGCCAGUGGUGGUAGUUCCGGAAGUCCUGUUGUCAACAUUGACGGCCACGCCGUCGCGUUGCAAGCUGGUGGUCGAGCUGAUGGUGCCGCAACCGACUAUUUCUUGCCAUUAGAUCGCCCCUUCGCGCCUUAG